Molecule: messenger RNA, 1110 nt
Organism: Thamnophis sirtalis
Lineage: Eukaryota; Metazoa; Chordata; Lepidosauria; Squamata; Natricidae
Source: RefSeq, a predicted model, not a curated record
AUGUCUCCGAAGAAGAGGAAGCCUGGGCCGGCCACAUCGACAUCCGACAGCUCGGAAGGAGGCAGAAAACCGGACGACGGUGGCACGGAAGCCUUCGCUGCAAAGAAGAAGUUGAAACUGGAUGAUUCUCGAACCCAGAGCUUGGCCGAGUCGGUGAAGGAAGCCCGCUUGAGCGCGGGGGCGUCGGUCGUGGAGUUCCCGUACAACAAGAGGCGCGUCCGGUUGAUCUCUCCGGCUCCCGAUCUGAAAGAGGGCGCGCGGGGGAUCUUGUACUGGAUGUCCCGCGAUCAGAGGGUUCAAGAUAAUUGGGCUUUCCUUUACGCCCAGCGCCUGGCGUUAAAACAGCGCCUCCCGCUACAUGUUUGCUUCUGCCUGGUGCCCAAAUUCCUGGAUGCCACCAUCCGCCACUUCGGUUUUAUGCUCAGAGGCCUGGAGGAAGUUGCUGAGGAGUGUCAACUCCUCGACAUCCCUUUCCACUUGCUGGUCGGUUUCGCGAAAGACACGCUGCCUCGCUUUGUGACCCAACACGUCAUUGGCGGGGUAGUGACAGAUUUCUCCCCGCUCCGUGUUCCCAUGCAGUGGGUUCGAGACAUCCAGGAACGGCUGCCGAGCGAUGUGCCUCUUGCUCAGCCCAUCAACUGGGAGGCCUGCUACUCCAGCUUGGAAGUGGAUCGCUCUGUGAAGGAGGUGGAGUGGGCCACGCCAGGAUCCUCCUUUGGCUUGAAGGUGCUGGAAGAGUUUGUGAAGGACAGGCUGAAGUCCUUUGGCUCGGACCGAAACAACCCCAACCGGCCAGCCCUGAGCAACCUCUCUCCCUGGUUCCACUUUGGUCAGGUGGCUGUGCAACGAGCCAUUUUGGAGGUACGUAAACAUCGCGCCAGGUACAAAGAGUCCGUGGAAGGUUUCAUCGAGGAGGCCGUGGUGCGUCGGGAGCUGGCGGACAACUUCUGUUUCUACAACCCCAACUACGACAAGGUUGAAGGUGCUUACGACUGGGCCAAGACCACACUGAAGCUCCAUGCCAAGGACAAGAGGAGCCACUUACAACAGGCCUCUGAUCUUGGCCCCCUUCCUCCAGCUGUGGGGUACUCCCAACACCCCCUGAUCUAG